Amoebophrya sp. A120 is the source of this 1002-nucleotide messenger RNA. NCBI's taxonomy places the organism in Eukaryota, Dinophyceae, Syndiniales, Amoebophryaceae. The record is from the annotation of a GenBank genome assembly.
AGCAGCUUUGUGUGUUUCUUUCAGGAAAUACAAAAGCGAGGCAAUAUCCUUUGUUGCAUCAAAGAUGGUCAUGAAGAUGAAGAAGAUUGCGCUCGGCGCCACCGUCAUCUCCUCGGGGGGGGGGUCGUCUGCGGAGCGAAGGUGAAGGAAGAUAAGUCUUUGUCGACGCAUUCCUGGGAGGGAAAUGAACUGAGCGGCAGCUUUUUGCAAAGGGAUGCAGGGAAGGUUGGGUUACGGUGUAAGCCUCCUGAGGCAAAAUGCUCGGAGGAACUUAACGCCCGCGCGAGCAAGGAGAUGAUAUCAACUCCCGACUUGUAUGAUUGUGCAAAGUGGGCGUCGGAUUGCCAGCUACGCGCGUGUACAUUUUCUGCCCGUGCCUUCGGGUCGACGUGCGAACAAGACGUUCCAUGGAACGAAGAAAAGAGAAACCAGGGUGGUAUCUCAUUGGAAAACGCCGGACUACUAGGUCUCCCGUCUUUGGACUGCUGUAAUUACGCUUCACUCGUAGUAGGGGUGUAAGUAAGAAAAACAGUGUUUAUGUUCAUGCCUAUUCUUUCUAAACGUAAACAUAGUCGUGAGCGUUCCUGCGAGGUGGGGGAGGCCACGACCCAGAUGAUAUCUUUAUAUUUGCCUCAAAAGAGGUGUCUUUGCGGGUGAAGCAGACGUAUGAGUCCUACCGUUGCGAAGAUCCGUGCCCGAGAACGGGAGGCGGGUGUUGAUCUAGAGCACCAGAGAAUUAACCAAAAGGAGCCUAUAAGUGUUUGUACUACUUCGCUAACCUCUGAGAAAAAGCAGAUAGCCCAAUCUAUUCAAUCUAUUUCUGUACCCGACAAAACCCCACUGUUGUUCAUGAGCAAGGAAGUUACGAUCUAAAAGCUCUACCCACUAAAGAUUAGCUAGCAUCUUUAUAUUUUGUUUUAGUUUGCUUCAAAUGCAAAAUUGAUGUAUUUCUAUCGCUGUACCCGACCAACACCCCGAGAAAGAAAAAAUCUCAACUGCGGC